Molecule: messenger RNA, 6956 nt
Organism: Echinops telfairi (small Madagascar hedgehog)
Lineage: Eukaryota; Metazoa; Chordata; Mammalia; Afrosoricida; Tenrecidae
Gene: RIPOR1
Product: RHO family interacting cell polarization regulator 1
Exons: 22
Coding region: 51-3938 (1295 amino acids)
Source: RefSeq, a predicted model, not a curated record
GCGGGGCCGCUGGGAUUGAGCGUAGGGCAGGGACUGUCCGGGACCCCACCAUGAACGCCAAGAAGAAAGGGAGUCCCGCGCGGACGCAUUCCAUGAUGUCCCUGUCGGUGCGGCCGCAGCGCCGCCUGCUCAGCGCCAGGGUCAAUAGGAGCCAGUCCUUCGCCGGCGUCCUCCGCAGCCACGAGCGAGGGCCCAGGAGUUUUACCGCUUUCAGCCCCCCGGGGCCCCCCCGGAAGCCACCGGCGCUCUCCCGAGUUUCUAGGAUGUUCUCCGUGGCACACCCGGCCCCCAAGGUGCCGCAGCCCGAGCGGCUGGACCAAGUGUACGCCGCGCUUAAGAGGGGCCUAACGGCCUACUUGGAAGUGCACCAGCAGGAGCAAGAGAAGCUGCAGGGACAGAUCCGGGAGUCCAAGAGGAAUUCCCGCCUGGGCUUCCUGUAUGACUUGGACAAGCAAGUCAAGUCCAUCGAACGCUUCAUGCGACGGCUGGAGUUCCAUGCCAGCAAGAUCGAUGAGCUGUAUGAGGCAUACUGCGUCCAGCGGCGUCUCCGAGAUGGCGCCUCCAACAUGGUCCGGGCCUACACCACAGGGUCCCCAGGGAGCCGAGAGGCUCGGGACAGCCUGGCGGAGGCCACUCGAGGGCACCGAGAGUACACGGAGAGCAUGUGUGUGCUGGAGAGCGAGCUGGAAGCCCAGCUGGGCGAGUUCCAUCUCCGGAUGAAAGGACUCGCCGGCUUUGCCAGACUCUGUGCGGGUGACCAGUAUGAGAUCUGCAUGAAGUAUGGGCGGCAGCGCUGGAAACUGCGAGGCCGCAUCGAGGGGAGCGGGAAGCAGGUGUGGGACAGUGAGGAAACCAUCUUUCUGCCUCUGCUCACCGAAUUCCUGUCUAUCAAGGUGACAGAGCUGAAGGGUCUGGCCAACCACGUGACUGUGGGCAGUGUCUCCUGUGAGACCAAGGACCUGUUUGCCGCUCUGCCCCAGGUGGUGGCUGUGGACAUCAAUGACCUUGGCACCAUCAAGCUCAGCCUGGAAGUCAUAUGGAGCCCCUUCGACAAGGAUGACCAGCCCUCAGCUGCUUCUAGUGUCAACAAGGCCUCCACAGUCAGCAAGCGCUUCUCCACCUACAGCCAGAGCCCACCAGACACGCCCUCCCUCCGGGAGCAGGCCUUCUAUAACAUGCUACGGCGGCAGGAAGAGCUGGAGAAUGGGACAGCGUGGUCCCUGUCAUCCGAGUCUUCCGACGACUCAUCCAGCCCACAGCUCUCAGGCACUGCCCGCCAUUCUUCAGCCCCCCGGCCCCUGGUGCAGCAACCUGAGCCCCUGCCCAUUCAGGUCACCUUCUGCAGGCCUGAGACCCCCACUGGGUUCCUGAGUGAGGAGCGGGCCACGGCCCCACCCCUGGCCAACGGGCAGGCCCUCAGCCGGACCCUGAGUCACAUCAGUGAGGCCAGUGUGGACGCUGCUUUGCUGGAGGCCGAGGACCCGAAAAGCACAGACCGACUGCCAAGCCCAUGUGCACCCCUAGGUCCCACUCACGGGGCGCACCUUGGUCAUGUCUCUCCUGCCCCAGACCCCAGUUAUCCUGUCACCAUCUCAGCCCUCGGUGCAGGAGGCCCUGUGCACACACUUGCAGACCCUCCUCCACUGGAACAACUACCCCCAGAACCCAAGGCCACCCACCCUGCUUCUGAACAGCCAGGCCCCACCCACACCACAGCGAGCUCCAGUCUGGCCUGCACUACGGCAGGCUCUCCUCACCAUGCUGAGGCCUCCCCAGUCACUACUGCAGGCCCAAGCCCCAGGGCCCAGCCUAGCAUAGGCCCACCUCACACUACCACAAGCCCCGCCCAUAAGCCCAAACUCUCUACCUUAACUUGUACAGGUUCUGUUCAGACUACCACAAGCCCCCCCCACACCUCUGCACGUCCCACACAGACCUCCACAAGCCCGGCCUACCAUACUGCAAGUCCCAUACAGACUUCCCCAAGCCCCACUUUCACCACAAGUCUCACACAGACCUCCACAAGCCCCACUUUUACCACAAGUCUCACACAGACCUCCACAAGCCCCCCCCACACCACUGCAAGUCCCACACAGACCUCCACAAGCCCCACUUUUACCACAAGUCUCACACAGACCUCCACAAGCCCCUCCCACACCACUGCAAGCCCCACACAGACCUCCACAAGCCCCACUUUUACCACAAGUCUCACACAGACCUCCACAAGCCCCACCCACACCACUGCAAGCCCCACCCAUACCAGUCCAACCCAAGCUGGCCCAAACCCAACUCACAAAACCAGAGUAUCCAAUCACAGCACUACAAAUGUUGCACUCGGUGCAAUAAACUGUGUCCAGACCUCCACAAGCCCUCCCUGCUCUGCUGCCAGCCCCACCCUGCAAUCUAAGAGCCCUUCUACUUCUCCAGAUGUUACUGUCUCCAGCCCUACUGGGCACACAGACCCCACCCUCCCAGGUACCAGGUUCCUGCCCUGUGACCUCCCAGCCUCUACCCAGGCUGACCCCAUAGCUCCCAAUACCUCCUCCGGUCCCACCCUUUCUGCUGGCGAACCUCUUACAAGUCCUGUCCCAGAGCCCAACCUGCAGAACCCAAGCCCCAUGCCCUCAACCCUAGCUCCAGCCUCCCAGCAUCCAGACCCUAGCCUGGCCACAGCUCCCCAGGCUCCAGUCCCAGAGGCAGCCUGUGAGGCUAGGGACAGGCAGCUGGAGGAGGCCUUGGGGGCUCUAAUGGCAGCCCUGGCUGACUACCGUGGCCAGUUCCCCGAGCUGCAGGGCCUGGAGCAGGAGGCAACCCGCCUGGAGAGUCUGCUCAUGCAGCAGCAAGGCCUGAGUCGCAGCCGGGCCUCCAGCCUGAGUGUCACCGUGGAGCACGCCCUGGAGAGCUUCAGCUUCCUCCACGAGGAUGAGGAUGAGGAGGAUCACGCUGGCCCUGAAGACAGGCCCCCAAGCAGCCCGGAGCCUGGGGCUGAGGACAGCCUAGACUCGCCCAGUGCCCGCCCCCUCAGCACUGGCUGUCCAGCUCUGGACGCUGCCCUGGUCCAGCACCUAUACCACUGCAGCCGCCUCCUGCUGAAACUGGGUACCUUUGGGCCACUGCGCUGCCAGGAGGCGUGGGCACUGGAGCGACUGCUGCGGGAGGCCCGAGUGCUGGAGGUGGUAUGCGAGCUCAGCGGGUGUUGGGAGGCCUCUGUGACCUCUGCUCAGGAAGUGGUGCGCUUCUCUGCGCCUCGGCCUGGCUUCCUGACCUUCUGGGACCAGUGCACAGAGGGACUGGGCCCCUACAUCUGCCCUGUGGAGCGGGUGAUCCGCACCUUCUGCAGCCAGCACGGAGCCCGCCUCACCCUGCGCCAGUCAGGGUUACCCGAAGCUGUGUGUGCCAAGUUCCUGGAGGAUGCCCUGGGGCGGAAGCUGCCCAGGAGGCCACAGCCGGGGCCUGGAGAGCAGCUGACCAUCUUCCAGUUUUGGAGUCAUGUGGAAACCUUGGACGGCCCCUCCAUGGAGGCCUAUGUGACUGAGACCGCUGAGGAGGUAUUACUGGUGCGCAACCUGAACUCGGAUGACCAGGCUGUGGUGCUGAAGGCCCUGCGGCUGGCGCCCGAGGGACGGCUGCAGGCAGCGGGGCUGCGGGCCCUCAGCUCCCUGCUGGUCCACGGCAACAACAAGGUCAUGGCAGCUGUUAGCACCCAACUCCGGAGCCUGGCGCUGGGCCCUGCCUUCAGAGAGAGGGCCCUCCUGUCCUUCCUGGACCAGCUGGAAGAUGAGGACCCACAGUCACGGGUGGCUGGCUGCCUAGCCCUGGGCUGCAUCAAGGCACCUGAGGGUAUUGAGCCCUUGGUAUACCUGUGCCAAACAGACAUGGAGGCCGUGCGGGAAGCUGCCCGGCAGAGCCUGCAACAGUGUGCCUUCUCCUCUUCCUAAAGCAUCCUCUUAAAAGUCACGCCACAGGAUUCUGCUUUUGAAGCACGUGACAGCCAUCCUCUGCUGAGGGGUAUGUACAUGAUUCACACGGCUUGCUCCUCAGCUCCAGACCCUUCUACCGAACUACUGACUGGACACCUUCUUCUGAGGGCGCUACGUGCCUCCACCUCAACAGACUCCAAGCUGAACUCAACAUCCUCCCGACACCUGUGCCUCUUCCAGGGCUGUAGGAUUUACCAACUACCCUGGGCCUGAGCCCUGCAACUGGACCUCAGCCUCCAGUCUUUCCUCCAGUCUCUUCCGUCAGGCCAUCAGCCAUCCUCUCAAUGACGCCCCCCAAUCUUUCUACAGUCCCCACUUCCCUCCAUCCCCAUGGGCAUCACUCCAGUUUGGGAUGUGUUGACAUUUUGCCUGGACACGAAAAUGACUUCCUCACAGGCUCCUUGCCUCGACUCUUGCUCCUGUGUGAUCCAUUCUUGGUACGGUGAUCUUCAAAACACACACCUGCUAGUACUACAGGCUCUCUCUCCCCUUAGAGAAAAUUCCAGCUCCCUCAGGCUGGCUCACAAAGGCUCCUCUGAGUCUCUGACCAAGCCCAGCUUCAUUUCUGCUACCCGGUUUCUCACUCUGUCCUUGAGCGAGCAGAAUCCCCACCCUCACACAGCCCAAUGAGCGUCAGUAGACACCACACAUUUCUUCCCGAAGUAGUCACACCGUGCUCCUGUUGCAGAAGCCCUGCACUUCCCCAGUGUUAGUACCAAGCACACCCACUGCAAUUGUUAUUUACUGUGCACACUACAAUGCGGACGGCUCUAUACAUAUACAGCUGCCCCUUCCACUCAGGUCUGGGGAAACUGAUGGGGUUCUUCCCUUGAAGAGCAUGGUUCAGGUUAGUUUUUUCUUUUAAAAGUUUUACUGAGAUAAAAUAGAGGUACCGUGUGAUUGACCACUUAACAGUAUGCAAUUCAAAGGCAUGUAGCGUAUCCACGCAAGACUUGUACAGGCAUCUUCAUAUGAACUCUAGAAUCCUUUUGUGAACCUCCCUCCAAAGUAUCACACAUGCCUUAGUCGUCACCCCUCCAUCCCUCUGUUCUCCACUUCCUCACCACAGCCCUGGGCAACUGCUGGUCUCCUUUAGCUCUGUAGUCAUCCGUUCUGCUAACGUUCAUGAGGGCAAGUCUAGCCUUUCCAACUCAAGUCUAAGGCACUGAGGGCCGAGGUCACCAUCUCUUCAGUAUUAGCUAGCCUGAUGCGCAGACUAAGGCCCUAGGCAAUGACUCAGGAUAUGUAGAUUCAUUUCCCACCUCAAAUACCUCUGGCUGCCCAAGUACCUGAAAAUUUCCCAUUUUAGUCUUCCUUUUGGGUUAAGGCAGAGUUUUCAACUUUGAUUUAGAAGCAGAAACCUCUCUGAUCCCCUAAAAUUGGGAGAUAUGGGGGAUUGGGGAGCAGAGCUUGCCUGAUAAGCCUACCUUUCACCUCUGUGCUACGCAUCACACCCAGCAAAACCUUAAAUAUGGAAGGGCUACCUAAUAGUGGGGCUCGGAAGAGGCAGGGUGGGGCUGAGGAGCAAUCAGUGUUGCCAUCAAGUUGCUGGACAAUGCUGAGCAAGUCCCUUCAUCUUUGAAGUUUAGGACAGAACUGGGCCUAGAUGCACCCAGGGAAGCUGUGAGCAUCGAUGGGAAGGGCAGGCUGAAGGCGUUUUGCAACAUGAAAAGUGGACCAAUGAGAUGGGCGAUUACAAGGUGCUCGGUGCAGGCCUUACCAAUGCAAGGAAGAACACACAGGACAAAACUAACCUACCUUCCUUCGUGAAUGUGCCGAGGAGUGUCCUUUGACUUGAGAGAGCGGUAACUGGAGCUGAAAGGUAAAAAGAAAUUUGGCUUUUCCAGAGGCCUCAAAAGAGCAGACAGCAAUUUGAAAAAUAAAGUCUGUAGUCUGGGCAGGAGAUGAUGUAGAAGGGCAAGUCUUUCAAGUGUUAGGAGCUGAUGCUGGUAGACAUUGGCGUCUUUAGCUUUCCAGGCGUCUUACAAAGCUGCUGUUGUUUUUAAAAUAAAGUUUUAGGUCACUCCUCUACAUCCUAGUCCAGUGGUGUGGGGCAACUUGCUGGUCCCUCAACACACUUGAGUACUUGGAUGUCCUCGAUUGUGGCGCUUCACCUGACAUGCCUUUGCCUCUCUUGCUAACGAUGUCCUGCUCCUUUAGGACCCAGCUCCAAUGAGACACGGCUAGCCAGGAGUCAGACUCGACAGCAGUGGGAUUUUUGGUUUUGGGUGUGAGUACAGAUUAGAAAGGAAUUCUAAAAAGUGUUUUAGUAUCCCACAGAAAGGCAAGAAAAAUAAAACAAAAACCAGAAUAAACAGGAAGCCAAAAAAGAGAGGCAGGUUUAUGCUCUAAUAUUUCAAUAAUUAUACUAACCAGUGGAAGUUGACAGAUUGGGGGUGGGGUGGGGGUAAGACCCAACUCUAUAUGAGAGGGCUUCCAAAAGUUCAUGAAAAACUGGAAUUGAAAGAGAAUGGGAUUUUCCCACAAACUUUUUGAAGUGUCUUCUUACAUACUAUCUACAAUGUAACAAUAUGGAUGUUUACUCUUCAAGAUAAGAAAGGUCAAUAAUCGCUGGAGGUAAAGUUCUAAAGAGUGUAAACAGAUUGACAAUCUCAGGAAGAAAAAGCAGCUAAGCAAUUUACCAAUCAGUUUUGCUAUUCCUUGUUAUAGCAAGGACGGUGUUAAGUCAGGGUAGAGGGGUGGGAGCAGGUGUGUGUGUGAAAAAGGCAAAAUGCAAAUAUCCCAGAGUUCUCUGGUAAUUUCCCUCCAAGUUUCCCUUUUUGAAAAAAGGAUUGAGUCCUAACAUACAUAAAGAACAAAUGGCAGUUUGGUUUAUAAAAGACAGCGAUAACACUUUCAAUUUUCAAAGACUUGCUACAUUUCUAGCAGGGUGUCUAAUCGCUUAAGGCAGUGGUUCUCAACCUUCCUAAUGCCGCGACCCUUUAACACAGUUCAGUGCUACUUCAUAACUGUAAU